AUAAGUAAGUCGAUUCCUGUGGGAUUUAUUUACGACCGUGCUCUCCCGGUGGACAACUUUCUGGUUUUUAUUGUAUUUUGUGUCGGUAAGUUAAAAGACCGGAACCCCGAAUAAACCUGCCGAUAAAUCUGUACCGGGAAACCGUGAAACGUAGUUAACGAGCUAAUACAAACCGAGCUAGGAGAAACGAGCGACGCGUUACGGAAUGGAGUCGGGAGGGAGUCGCUCGUCUCGUUCAGGACAUGGCCCUAAACUUCACAUUCCUCAGUCUGAUUUAAUAUGUAAAACUGGUUGUGGGUUCUUCGGGAAUAUCGCGUGGCAAGGCUACUGCUCAAAGUGCUACAAAGAGUAUUUCCUGCAAAGGCAGCAACAUCAGGCGGCUUUUGUCCCCUCACCGUCAAGUUCUCUUGGGCGCAAAGUUGAGAGAUCGCAGAGUGAUGCAAGCACAUUCUUCAACAAACCAGAGAGCCAUUCUUCGACACUUCCCCGCCAUGGCUUUUCCAGGUUUGAAGAGAAAAAGAGGCAUAAUCAAGAGAUGAGAACAACAGCUGUCAAGUCACUCUUCAGGAAGACACCCACCAAGGGUUUGGGGAGCCCGAAAUCAAAAGACAAGAGAGCCCUCAGUCCGGAAUCUCAUUCAGCCAUUAUAGAAUUGGAUCAAUUUCUGCAAACACUACCACAAAACGCUGCCCAUCAUGCCUACAGUUUCUUGAGAAUGCAAGCCCAAAAACUGGACGGUCUUGUAUCAUCUGGGGUCCUCACUCCUUUGGAGAUAUCUGACAGGGUUCACAACAUUUAUCAAGUCUUUGACGAAAAGCUGAAAACUCAUUCAGGUUUCUUGGACAUGACCAACAGCUCGAUGGAAUCCUUGUUGGAUCACAGUGAACGUUACCUGACUCGAUUGUUGUACAAAAAACUGUUUUGCCCUCACACCUGCGAUGACGAAGAACGCGAUUUGGCCGUUCAGAAACGUAUCCGCAGUUUGAAUUGGAUUUCGGCCCCACUUCUCGACUGUCGAAUCAACGAACUUGAUUCUAAAGUGCGAGAUAUCCUCGAGAAGGCCAUCACGCAUCUCAUUGAAAUGGACGGCCAGAGAGCACCUCAGGACAAGCUGGCAUCGAUUAUAAAUUGUAGCAAGUUGGUGUUUGAAAUGUUGGGAUUGUCCCACAAUUCAAAUGCCGAUCAAUCACGAACUCGUGCGGAAGAAGAAUCCAGCGAAGGUCAGACGAAAGAAAUGACCGAAGGUGAUGCGGUAGAGCCAACUGUUUACAGUUCGCACCCGGUGAGUGCCGAUGAUUUCCUGCCGGCGCUCAUUUACGUAGUGUUGCGUGCCAAUCCACCACGCAUUCAUUCCAAUCUCAAUUUCAUCACGAGAUUUGCGGCCCCUGGUCGAUUGCUCCAGGGCGAGGGUGGAUACUACUUCACCAACUUGUGUUGUGCCGUUUCUUUUUUAGAAAACUUGACGAGCGAUUCGUUGGGAUUGUCGAGCGAGGAAUUUGACCGUUACAUGAGUGGCAAGUCCAUUCCAUUUGCGUCGCUUCAAGCCGGUGUGAUGGUGUCGGAGGGUUUACGUCUCAUGUACCAAAACAUGUCGACCCUGUCGGAGCUGAAACACAAGCAGACAAACCUCCAGCAGCAAAUCCUCGAGCUGAAAAGCGACAUGGAAAUCUUCAACGAAUGUGUGGGCAAGGAAGUGGUGGAGUGUUUGCAACAGUUUCCCGUCCAGAUUCGGGGCAAACGAGCUCCAAUCAAACCUGAUGAGGUGCAGCCCAAUGAGAGUGAUACUCUCAAGCUGCUGCCUCCUCCGUUGCUUCCGCAUAAAAUCAGCGCAGAGUCUGCCCUUCCGCCCUUGGUGGAUUCGAUAUCAUCCAAUUUGGAGCAUCUCGUGCCGGACGUAGCCGCAGCUGCACCCGUGGGACGCAGGGUGGUGGCCACCGACAAUCUACUGGACGGAUCGAUCCAGGAACUUGAUCUGCUAGCUCUUAAUGAACUGUCGAUAAGUUGCUCGUCCUCUGGAGAGUCAAACACUCUGCUGCUGGAAACUACAGACGACGACCCGUUUAGUUCACUUUCUCUGACCGUUCAAGGCCGGAUCAUUCCGUGUAUUCCUUGCGAAAACAUUUCACCCACUGGCCAACAACUCCCUCCCUCCAACUAAAAACUCCCACCUCAAUAGUUUUUGUUUUAAUGAUUUGAUUUCGUUUUCUCCAAUCGAAAUGAA
Molecule: messenger RNA, 2221 nt
Organism: Daphnia pulicaria
Lineage: Eukaryota; Metazoa; Arthropoda; Branchiopoda; Diplostraca; Daphniidae
Gene: Rabex-5
Product: rab5 GDP/GTP exchange factor-like
Exons: 10
Coding region: 206-2158 (650 amino acids)
Biological process (GO): vesicle-mediated transport
Cellular component (GO): cytosol; endocytic vesicle
Molecular function (GO): guanyl-nucleotide exchange factor activity; small GTPase binding; DNA binding
Source: RefSeq, a predicted model, not a curated record